Chelonus insularis is the source of this 1254-nucleotide messenger RNA. It is a transcript of the gene Fam92, whose product is annotated as CBY1 interacting BAR domain containing protein Fam92. The transcript has 8 exons. Gene Ontology annotation, cellular component: ciliary basal body; ciliary transition zone. Lineage: Eukaryota; Metazoa; Arthropoda; Insecta; Hymenoptera; Braconidae. Gene Ontology annotation, biological process: cilium assembly. Bases 114 to 1169 code for a protein of 351 amino acids. The record is from RefSeq and is a predicted model, not a curated record.
ACAACAAACAAAUUUCAUUUACAAAAAUGUGCCAGUUUUUAAGGAAUUUGAGUCAUUAAAUUAUUCUUACCUCAUUGUGUUUUAUUGUAACAAUAAUUAGUUUUUGAAUAAUUAUGCUAAAGUCUAGAUCUCAACCAAAUAUGUGUGAACAAGAAGUUAAAUUUGUUCAAGAACGAAUCACACAAGUCGAGAAGCAUUUCAAUAAAUUACACAAUAGUUUUGCUGCUUAUACAAAAGAAGUUGCAGAACUGAGAGAUAAGAAUGAUGCACUUUCAAAGACAGUUGAAGAAUAUGCUAAGUCUGAAACAAUUAAUAAAUCACUAAGCCGUGGUCUCUUUAGCUUUGCUGAAACUCUAUCAGUCAUUGGAGACUACAGAGAUGCUGAAGUCAAGCGACUUGAUUCUAAAAUAAUAUCACCCUUAACCCAGUAUUCAAUGAUUUGCAAACAUGCCAAAGACAGUGUCAAAAGUACCUUUGAUGCUCACAACAAAGAACGCAUACGUCAACGAAAUUUUGAUAAAGUUCGUGAGAAAAAUUCUCAUGAUCGUCAGAUAAUUUUUCAGGCUGAAUCCGAGCUCUUGAAAGCAACAGAUGAAGUGACGAGAGUGGUUAAAAAUUUAGAAGAAGAUAUUGAUUCAUUUGAGAGACGUAAAUUGCGUGAUUUGAAGACACUUUUGCUUGAUUUUAUUACCAUUGGACUGAGUUUUCACACCAAAGCUGUCGAGAAUUUGACCAAAGCUUACCAAGAUGUUGCUGAAAUAGAUGAGAUCAAAGAUUUACAGGACUAUCGUAUCGUUAGAGGAGAAUUGAAUGGGGAAUUUCGAGAAAGCUUACGCGCUUCUGAUACCGUAGCACGUCUUGAUACCGUUGGAAGAACAUCAUUUCGUCGAGGAUAUUCGUCAUCGAAUUUAACUAGUCGUUUGUCAUCAUCGCCAUUCAGCUUUCAGAAGGAUACACGGAAAGCUGUGUCUCUAGAUUCUUUAAAGCAUAAAUUAUCAAAUUCCGCUGAAUCAAUUCAAGUUGAAGAGUAUCCGAGUAAUUCAGAGGAUGAUGAUGAUGAUGAUGAUGAUGAUGAUGAUGAUGAUGAUGAUGAUGAUGAUGAAAGUGAAUCAGGAGAAACUGAUUCCACUGAAGAAUCAACUGUUAGAUCAAAAUUUAAAUCAUUAUAAAAAAUAAACAUUUCUAUUUGAAAUAAAAAUGUUCAAGAUUUAUUACUGUAAAUAAUUAAUAAAUAAUCAUUUCACGACAUAGAUA